CUCAGUUAGAAAAUGGUCAACUUAAGUAUUUUUAAUUUAAAUGACGACUGUCUUCAUCAUAUAUUGAAAUAUCUAAGUGUCAAAGACCUCGUAAAUCUAGCAGAAUGCUUUACAAGGUUUCGACAGAUUAUAUUGGAUAGAUCGCCUGCGCUUUUUCCAGUAUUCCAUGGGAAAGAUCCAGUUGUCAUCAAACCAGUAUUAUAUUAUUCAUCGGUUGGCAUUAAACUUAUCAGAGCCGUAAAUAAUAAUGUGAAAACACUGGGGGUUACACAAGGACAUACUUACGAUAAGGAAGAUCUUGGAAACGUCGUCAAAGAUUUCCGAAUUCUUACAAAGGCAAAAAACAAAAUUGAUUUGCAGCAUUGCCUAGAUGAAAUACCAAAACUUGAGGAUAUAUUUCGAUUCUCUUCUGAUGCUUGUGACUAUUUAAGUGUAAACGUUCCGUCUUGCAUUUGUUACCUUCAGGAAUUCUUUCAACUAAUUCCCGAUUUGCGGGAACUACUACUUUUAGGAUAUGCCAAAUGCUCCGAUUGUGUUAAAGUUAUUUUGAAAUCUUUUCCAAAGUUGGAUGAACUCUGGAUCCGAGGGGCGUGCCUUAAACUUCGAUCGGAUUAUGAGUUGAUAUCGCAGAUUAGUUCUUUAACCAAACUCUCGCUGAACGUUGGUGGACCCAAUUGCCUAGCACCUUUGGCCAAUUUAACAGAACUUCGAACUCUAUACGUGGAUAGUAUCUUUAGCUAUAUAUCGCCAGGAGAAAUAAUAGAAAUCAUAAAGAACUGUAAAAAGUUGGAGUUUCUAUACUGCUACUAUAUCGAUCAUGGACAACAGCCACAUGACUCCAUUGGAAAUCUCUUCAGGAGGAUUAAAUCGCAUCGAGAUCCUAGCUUUCAAAGUCCCCUUAAGCUGCAUACAUAUAUGGAUCCACCAUUGUCUGAAGCAAAUGAAAAGCUCAUCGAUAAUGCAUACUUCGAAUAUCGCCAACAGGUCUAG
This is a messenger RNA of Drosophila subpulchrella, 990 nucleotides long. RefSeq lists its product as uncharacterized. Gene Ontology annotation, molecular function: protein binding. The record is from RefSeq and is a predicted model, not a curated record. Bases 13 to 990 code for a protein of 325 amino acids. The transcript has 3 exons. Lineage: Eukaryota; Metazoa; Arthropoda; Insecta; Diptera; Drosophilidae.